AUGGACAGUUGCUGGAGGAGUCCCGGUGUUAGAGAAGCAGAGGUCGUCGCUGCAUGGACAGUUGCUGGAGGAGCCCCGGUGUUACGUGUGGUGACAGGAGGUUUGGUUGUAGCAGGAGUCGCCUUAGUUGAUGGGACUGUACCAGCAGUUAUUGGUUGUGCAACAUUGCACACUUCUAUUGAUUUGGUUCCAUCUGGAAAAUAG
Strongylus vulgaris is the source of this 204-nucleotide messenger RNA. NCBI's taxonomy places the organism in Eukaryota, Metazoa, Nematoda, Chromadorea, Rhabditida, Strongylidae. The record is from the annotation of a GenBank genome assembly.